AACGCGGAUCUGCCCCGGCAGAUUCUCCCUGUUCUUGCCUGGGAUCUGCCGAAGGAGCGACUCCCCCUCUCUGCUGUUCCACCACCAGCUCUCCCAGGCUUCCCUGGAGAAAGAAACCAAGAUGCUCCUUAAGCAAAGGAACCCUGCCCAGGACACCUGAUGGAGCAGCGUGGAUGAGGGAUCCCCACUGAAGGACGAGCCAUGCAGUAGGAGCCAGCACAACCCACGGAAGAGCAGGAGCCAGUGCUGCAGGAGGGACGGGACAUGUGGAGCCUCAGCUGCCUCCUCUGGGGACUCCUCCUCAUCCUCAGCACCACCAGCAUGGAGGGCUUUGCCCACGCAGGGGGCAUCCGUUUCAGGAAUGCAAAAGUCUCAGAAAGGAAAAAUCCACCCAGAAAGCGCAGGGUGUGCUCAGCCACGGCGCCGCCGCGCCGCCCCGGUGCCCACGCCGAGUCCCACGUGCAGCCCGUGUACCAGCCCUACCUCACCACCUGCCAGGGCCACCGCCUCUGCAGCACCUACAGGACCAUCUACAGGGUUGUCUACAGGCAGAGCUACAGGCAGCUGGCCCAGCCCAUGGCCUCGUGCUGUCCUGGCUGGAGCAGAGCAAACGGCCACACGCUGGGCUGUAACAGAGCUCUGUGCUGGGAGCCGUGCCAGAACGGCGGGAGCUGCGCCUUCCCCGGGAGAUGCUCCUGCCCCCCCGGCUGGACGGGGCAAGCCUGCCAGACAGACGUGGAUGAAUGUGCCAGCCAGAGCCACGGGUGCAGCCAGCUCUGCAUCAACACGGCCGGGAGCUUCCACUGCGCCUGCCGGGACGGCUUCAGCCUUGCUGCCGAUGACAAGGGCUGCCAGCCCCUGGUGCCAGCGCCAGACACCUCCAGCCAAGCAGGUCCCUCCAGUGAAAUGAAGGAAGAAAUGAAGGACCUGAGGAGCAGAGUGGAAGCGCUGGAGCAGAAGCUCCAGCUGGUGCUGGCCCCCUUCCACAACCUGAUGCCACCAGAGGAUGUCGGUGCAGACCCCAUCAGCCGCCUGUCCCACUCCCUCCAGCAGCUGGACAGGAUUGACUCCCUGAGCGAGCAGAUCUCUUUCCUGGAGGAGCGGCUGGAGACGUGUUCUUGCAAGAAUGAACUCUAGCAGAGUGCCUGGGGACCUGGAGCAAGCUGAGUGCAUCCACAGCUCUUAUCUCCCUCUCCAGCCCCAGGCUGGGGAUGAAGCCACACCAUCACAGGAAGGCACAGGGUGGCAGGAGAAGGUUGGGCUCCCAACAGCAUCUCCAUCGUUCUCUCUUCCAGCUCACCUCACCAAAGGCCAUGCAGUUCCUUCCAAACUGGACUCUGAGCCCUCUCCCUGCUGGAGAGGCAGCAAAUAAAUGCCUUACCUUGUGCCAUGA
Messenger RNA from Lonchura striata (white-rumped munia), 1393 nucleotides. The record is from RefSeq and is a predicted model, not a curated record. NCBI's taxonomy places the organism in Eukaryota, Metazoa, Chordata, Aves, Passeriformes, Estrildidae.